Messenger RNA from Callorhinchus milii (elephant shark), 777 nucleotides. RefSeq names its product centromere protein W. The record is from RefSeq and is a predicted model, not a curated record. Gene Ontology annotation, molecular function: protein heterodimerization activity; DNA binding. Gene Ontology annotation, biological process: chromosome segregation; mitotic cell cycle; kinetochore assembly. The transcript has 3 exons. Lineage: Eukaryota; Metazoa; Chordata; Chondrichthyes; Chimaeriformes; Callorhinchidae. Bases 99 to 329 code for a protein of 76 amino acids. Gene Ontology annotation, cellular component: nucleoplasm; kinetochore.
CGCGCGCCGGCGAGCUGACGUCAGCGAGCGAGCCCGGGUGGAGGUGACGGUUGGUGGCGGCGGUUUGAAUUGGUGGCUGAGCGGCCGCUCCUGGCAGUAUGAAGGUGGCGGUGUCGAAGGGCAGCAUCACCUCAGCCAUCAGGAAACACAGGCCGGGGCUGAGACUGAGCAGAGACAUCCACACCAUGAUACAUUUGAAUUGUCUCAUGUUCUUUCGUCGCCUGGCAAUAGAAGCUAGGGACAAAGCUGUUGAAUCAAAGUGUUCACUGAUUCAGCCGAACCAUGUAAUGCAAGUGGCAAAGACUGUCCUAAAGAAGAGCAGAGGCUAAACAGAAGAAAGAUGCAGCGCUGCAUUAUAAAGAACACUUUAAUGUCUGUUAUUAACUCAUUAUUAACUGAAUUAUUUGGUUAUGUUUAACAACAUCAGAUGAGAUACUCUUGUCAGUUUAAUGUAUGUUUAAAUUUCUUGUUUUUGAGAUAUUUCUUUGUUAUUUUCCUUUGAUCACAAUGGCUUAGAGAUAUCCAACACAACAAUGAGUAUUCUGUGUACUUAAUGUAAAGCAUUUGGGUUUUACCAGAAUAGUAGUUCUUGAUUUUAGUUUUCUUUAGGGCUUGUGGAACAUGAAGAAUUCAUAUUUCAGGCUGAUAAGAUCCCUGGAAGAACUAACUAUUCAAAUUCCUGUUUCUGUGGGGUAAUACAGUACUAAAAAUGAUUAAAGGGCAUGCAUUUGGAGUUUUGUUUUACUUGGCUGUAAAUAAAAUUUGCUGUAUGUACAA